This is a messenger RNA of Salvia miltiorrhiza (redroot sage), 2841 nucleotides long. Its product is annotated as alpha-glucosidase-like. Gene Ontology annotation, molecular function: hydrolase activity, hydrolyzing O-glycosyl compounds; carbohydrate binding. The transcript is spliced from 4 exons. Gene Ontology annotation, biological process: carbohydrate metabolic process. The record is from RefSeq and is a predicted model, not a curated record. Bases 1 to 2634 code for a protein of 877 amino acids. Lineage: Eukaryota; Viridiplantae; Streptophyta; Magnoliopsida; Lamiales; Lamiaceae.
AUGAAAGCAAAUUAUAAAAGUCUUCAAUUUGUUUUCGUUAGUUUCUUAUUUUUAUUCGCAUCGCCCAUUAAAGCAGAUGAUGAACAAGAACUGAUUGCAAAUGGGUACAGCGUUCAAUCAGUCAACGCCGAUUCAUCGGGAAAAUCGUUGAACGCUAUUCUUCAGCUAAUCGACGCCAAUAAUUCCUCCCUUUACGCUCCUCAUAUUCCUCUCCUCUCCCUCGUAGCCAGCUUGGAAACGAAAGACCGUCUCCGAGUGACGAUAACCGACGCCAACGCCACCCGUUGGGAAGUCCCCGACGACAUCCUCCCGCGGCCGCACCGCCCCGACAACCACUCAACACCGCAUGCGCCGCUGCUCUCCGACCCCAGCUCCGAUCUCACCUUCACCCUCCAAAACACCACCCCUUUCGGCUUCGCUGUGGGCCGCAGAGGCGUCUCCGGUGACGCCCUCUUCAACGCCACGCCGAGCAACAACAACUCCUGGACGUACCUCGUCUUCACGGACCAAUACCUGCAGCUCUCGUCGUCUCUUCCGACCAACAAUGCCUCCAAUCUGUACGGCAUAGGAGAGCACACGAAGGGCUCCUUCAAGCUCCAGCCCGGCCAGACGCUGACGCUCUGGAACGCCGACAUCGGCAGCUUGAACACCGAUCUCAAUUUGUAUGGAUCGCACCCCUUUUACAUGGAUGUGAGGCCUAAUGGGAUCACUCACGGCGUUUUGCUGCUCAAUAGUAAUGGCAUGGAUGUCGUCUACUCCGGUGACCGGAUCACGUACAAGGUGAUCGGAGGGAUUCUUGAUCUGUAUUUCUUUGCCGGGCCGACUCCGGAGCUGGUGAUGGAACAGUACACCCAUCUCAUCGGCCGCCCUGCCCCCAUGCCAUACUGGUCUUUCGGGUUUCACCAAUGUAGAUAUGGCUACAAAGAUGUUCAUGACGUGGAAGGCGUGGUGGCUGGCUAUGCAAACGCUAGCAUUCCAUUAGAAACGAUGUGGACCGACAUUGAUUACAUGGAUAAAUACAAAGAUUUCACUCUCGAUCCACUUAACUUUCCUGAAGAUGAAAUGAAUAAAUUCGUCGAUCAACUCCAUAAAAACGGUCAGAAAUAUGUCGUCAUUGUUGAUCCCGGGAUUGGUAUAAAUGAAUCGUAUGCGACAUACCAGAGAGGAUUGAAAGCCGACAUCUACAUCAAGCGCGAUGGCGUGCCUUACGAAGGGCAGGUCUGGCCGGGGAAGACCUACUUCCCCGACUUCCUCAACCCAGCCACCGGAGAUUUCUGGACUAAUGAGAUCAAGAUUUUCCGGGAGCUUCUCCCCAUUGACGGCCUCUGGAUCGACAUGAACGAGCUCUCCAACUUCAUAACCUCCUCCUCCACUUCAAAUUCGAGUUUAGACAAUCCGCCUUACAAGAUCAACAACGGCGGAGGCAAGCGCCCCGUAGGCGACAGGACUGUGCCGGCGACGGCUCUCCAUUUCGGGAACGUGACGGAGUACAAUGUGCAUAAUCUUUACGGCUUCCUGGAGUCGAGAGCGACGUAUUUCGCCCUGGCUAACGUGACCGGGAAGAGGCCCUUCGUGCUGACCCGCUCCACCUUCGUCGGCGCGGGCAAGUACGCGGCGCACUGGACGGGCGACAAUGCCGCCAGCUGGAACGACCUUGCCUACACGAUCCCCAGCAUCUUGAACUCGGGCUUGUUCGGCCUUCCCAUGGUCGGAGCUGAUAUAUGCGGCUUUCUGAGAGACACGAAUGAGGAACUCUGCAGAAGAUGGAUUCAGUUGGGAGCAUUCUAUCCCUUUGCUAGGGAUCACUCUGACAAAAACAGUGGGCGUCAGGAGCUCUACCUCUGGGACUCCGUGGCGGCGUCGGCUCGCACAGUCUUGGCGCUUCGCUACAAGCUGUUGCCGUAUUUCUACACGUUGAUGUACGAGGCCAGCACCAAGGGCGUGCCUAUUGCGAGGCCGCUCUUCUUCUCCUUCCCUGCUGACGCCAACACUUAUGGAAACAACGCUCAGUUUUUAGUGGGAAGGAGCGUGCUCGUCUCGCCCGUGCUGGAACAGGGCGCGCUCACAGUGAAUGCCUAUUUUCCCAAGGGGAAUUGGUUCAACAUGUUCAACUACUCGAGCUCGUUGAGCCUCAAGCAGGGGGGGUACGUGCAGCUGGACGCGCCGGCUGAAUCCAUCAACGUGCAUGUUGGCCAUGGGAGCAUCGUAGCGAUGCAUGGCGAGGCGAUGACGACGCAGGGGGCGAGGGCCACGCCGUUCCAUUUGCUGGUUGUGAUGGGAGAGAGUGGGAAUAGCUCCGGGCAAGUGUUCUUGGAUGAUGGUGAUGAUUUGGAGUUUGCAGGCGAGGGAGGGAGAUGGAGCUUAGUCACAUUUAACGCUGGUUUGGUGGGGAAUCAAGUGAUUGUUGAAUCGAGAGUUUUGAAUGGGGAUUUUGGUCUGAGCCAGAACUGGACCGUUGGUAGUGCCACCAUUCUUGGAUUGAGGAAGAACAGCACACAAGGAUGUGAGCUGCCUGCUGACAGCAAUGGAUUUGUAAAAUUGGAGGUGUCGAAUUUGUCUUUGCCUAUUGGGAAAGAGUUCAAGAUUCAGACCAACCCUUGUCAGCAAAAGAGGCUUCACUGGUUAAGGGGUUAGCUUAUGCUUGAGGAGUAUGAGUUAUUGUCCGGAUGGAAUGCAUGUUCAGCCACUCAUCUGUUUAUUAUGUUGAGAUUUGCGUACCUUUUAAUUGUUUAUUAAUUAUAUGAGAUUCUCAUUGUUUGUUGAUCGAUAUGUCAGUAGGAUGUUUGCAGUCAUGUACCUAUAAUUCCUAUUUUUAUAUAAGUUCUUCAAUCUCAAAUGUUA